Molecule: messenger RNA, 1761 nt
Organism: Trypanosoma brucei brucei TREU927
Lineage: Eukaryota; Euglenozoa; Kinetoplastea; Trypanosomatida; Trypanosomatidae
Exons: 1
Coding region: 1-1761 (586 amino acids)
Source: RefSeq, a predicted model, not a curated record
AUGGCUUCGUUAUCACCCCUGGAGUCAAGAAGAAACAUGCAAUUGUCCCCUUAUGCUUCCCCGCGGCGCAACCCAAUGGCAACACUCCACACGCGUGAAGCCCCUUUGGAGGGCCGUGAGGCAGAGGCUGCGUUGAUAUCUGCCACGCUCGCAAAUGCUCAGCUGCGCGCAUCACAGGCCGCCGUAGAGCAGCGCUCGGAAGAGGUGGAUGAUCUCCGAGAGGCCCGAGAUGCCCUGGAGAGGGAAAUGGCGGAAAAGGACGAGGAGAGCCAGGCAGCAGCAACAUACUUUGAAAAGCAAAUGACUUUGGUGAAGGAGGUGAACCGCAAACUCAAGGAAGAAUUGGUUAACGAGCGUGCGACGGCUGAACUGCGUAUGGAAGAGGUUGUGGGCAAAAUGCAGGAGGAACUUCAAGAGCGUGAUAGCCUUAUAGCAACUUUGAAACAGCGCCUUGAGGAUGUUGAGAGUGACCUCAGAAGCGUUAUCGAGUUCAGGGACGCGCGCGAUGCGCACGAAAAGGAAAUUAAAGAACUUCGUGUAGUUUACGCAGAAGAGUGUGAAAACCAUCAGCGCAAUGAGCGAGAGAUGCGGCUUCAGUGCAUGGAAGAGCGUGUGAGGCUUCGGGAAAAGGAGGAAAAGUAUGAGCGAGAGCGGGAAGAAGAGGUUGCACGUUUAGCGCGUAGUUACCUUAGCAAAAAGACGCGUGCUAUAGAAGAACAGAACAAAAGCCUCGAGACACACAUCUCCUUUCUUUCCAGUGACGCAGAUGCUGCGCGAAAUGAAGCAGAGACUUUGCAAAAGACUAACAACGGGCUAAGGCGAGAUGCCGAACUAGCAUCUUCGGUGGAGACAAUGCACGCAGUUCAUCACGCGAAGCAGAGGAACGAGAUUGCCCUCCUCAGAGAUCAAGUGAGAACCACCGAAGACAACUUAAAUAGUUCAUUGGAAGAGUAUGAGAAGCGAUUGCAGAAACAGGAGAAGAUCCAUGCGGCUGAGAUGAUGAAACUCUCAAGUGAGCGUGACAAGUGGCGGUCAACCGCAGAGAAUCUGCGUGCUGACUUGCUAAAGAUGCGUUCAAUUUCAGAAAAGUUAAUCGAACAACGUUCCGACAUGGAAACGUUCUUUCACCAGGCCCUGGAACAGGUUCGCCAGGAGGUGUCAGAGGAACGACGGAACGCUCCGCACAAAAUUUGUUUCCGCAAGCCUCCCAAAGGGAUCCCGUCUGAUUUGCUGCAGCUUACGCGGGGCAGGGAGCCGCUCAUGAUCGGUGACCGCAGCCAUGUGAUGCCGACAUCGCAUUCCACACUUACGAAAAAGGUGGUCGAUGCCAACGUGUCGUGCACAAACAGCAGCGUAGUUUCUCGUAGUGCCGACACGGGGGGCGGGUCACUUCCAUUAAUCACAAUGUCGGGAUCUCCGUUCUUUUCUCCAGCAAAUGUGCUUGUGCCACCAAUAGAAUGGCGCAGCACCAGUCGUGAAAUGCAGGCGACGAACGGCGGUAGACUCGUUGAGGAGCGUCCAUUGGGAAUCAGCGACCUCCUGAGUGUUCCAACUGCGCCGAAGAUAAAGGACCUCCAUACAGUUGAUAUAUCGCAACUAAGUUGGUCCGAUAAGGAGCGCGUAUUGCAAUUGUUGUUCAAGCACAUGAAGAGGGGGGCCACUGCAAAAAAAACGGAAAAGCGGGUCCCCACGCAUGACACGAAUUUUUUGUCGAUCACUCCAUCUGCGACCCCUGAAGUAAACACAUUUCUCACGGAUUAA